GCGACACGACACGACACGACAACCUUCUUCCCUUCGCUUUUCGAGAUCCCGUUCGGAAAGCGACCUCGAGGAAACAUCCACAACCAUGGCUGACGUCGAAUACAACGCCGAGGAGGCUGCCGAGAUCAAGAAGAGAAGACAGUUCCGCAAGUUCACCUACCGCGGCAUCGAUCUCGACCAGCUCCUUGACCUCUCCUCCGAGCAGCUCCGUGAUGUCGUGCACGCCCGCGCCCGCCGCAGGUUCAACCGCGGUCUGAAGCGCAAGCCCAUGGGCCUGAUCAAGAAGCUCCGCAAGGCCAAGCAGGAGGCCAAGCCCAACGAGAAGCCCGACCUCGUCAAGACCCACCUCCGUGACAUGAUCAUUGUCCCCGAGAUGAUCGGCAGCGUUGUCGGUAUCUACUCCGGCAAGGAGUUCAACCAGGUUGAGAUCAAGCCCGAGAUGGUUGGUCACUACCUUGGUGAAUUCUCUAUCUCAUACAAGCCCGUCAAGCACGGUAGACCCGGUAUCGGUGCCACCCACUCUUCCCGUUUCAUUCCCCUCAAGUAAAAAGCUUUCUCUUUUAUUUUUCGGAGUGUCUUGUGGAGGAGCGGGACGAACGGGACUCGGGUCACUGGGUGGAGGAAAAGAAGAAUGGACUUUAUGUCGAGUUCAUUCUUUGUAUGUUGGGGUGCAAUCCAAUUGUUUUCAUCUCAAUAGAAAGAUCUUUUUUUAUCGACAUGCAAUGAAUUCAAAAAAAUACCAAAACAUGGGA
This is a messenger RNA of Penicilliopsis zonata CBS 506.65, 752 nucleotides long. RefSeq lists its product as hypothetical. Gene Ontology annotation, molecular function: structural constituent of ribosome; RNA binding. Gene Ontology annotation, biological process: ribosomal small subunit assembly; translation. Gene Ontology annotation, cellular component: cytosolic small ribosomal subunit; ribosome. The transcript is spliced from 5 exons. NCBI's taxonomy places the organism in Eukaryota, Fungi, Ascomycota, Eurotiomycetes, Eurotiales, Aspergillaceae. Bases 86 to 547 code for a protein of 153 amino acids. The record is from RefSeq and is a predicted model, not a curated record.